Molecule: messenger RNA, 2324 nt
Organism: Electrophorus electricus (electric eel)
Lineage: Eukaryota; Metazoa; Chordata; Actinopteri; Gymnotiformes; Gymnotidae
Gene: gprc5ba
Product: G protein-coupled receptor, class C, group 5, member Ba
Biological process (GO): G protein-coupled receptor signaling pathway
Cellular component (GO): extracellular exosome; intracellular membrane-bounded organelle; plasma membrane
Molecular function (GO): protein kinase binding; G protein-coupled receptor activity; protein kinase activator activity
Source: RefSeq, a predicted model, not a curated record
CGCGUCUCAAGACUGAUCGAAACCAACAGCUGAGGACGCGCGUGUUGAACUAAAAGGGGAAAGCAGGAGAGUAACAACAAACCGUUACUUUUUAACAGUCUCGUCGACACCGUAGCUACGAUAUAAGUGGUGUUACAGGACAGUGCCACAAGAGAUAUAACUGACGUAGUCCUGUUGCUAAUGUGAAAGACAUAGAUGUUUAGUAAGCGUCUCUUCUCGUCAAUAGAACAAUAGGCAGAACUGAGUAUCCUACGGCGUCUUUGGAAACGUUGUGCCCCAGUCAACGAGUGUUUAUCCAGAAAAAGGAAGGAAAUGAGAUUUCUUUGCUGUUUGUUUAAAUCCAUGAAAGUCAGAUAACACGGAGCACCUUUUUAUCAUACACGGAUAAUGCAGUCUGUCGGGGAUUGCUGAGGCAUAUCAGACUCAACUAGCGGUCUUUGCUGUGCGCCACAGUUCCAGUGAUCCAAACGGAUUAAAUAACCGAUUUUCCUCGUAUUUGGGAUUCGGAUCUUUCAUUUAUUAAUAUCCCUAUUGAUUUAUGUCAAGUGAAUGCAUCACUGAACAAAGGAUUUUGGAAAAACAUCGACUACAACACUGUUCUGCCACCACGAAUAGGAAUCUCACUGGACUCCUGAGCUGUACGCUAGAAAACGGUAAAUCUCGUUAGAGGUUCGAAGAAAAAUAUAAACCUCGAAUACUUAGUAUAAUUUAGUAGUAGCUCAUAUUGUUCAAGCUGCCUGCUGCGACGUGUAGCUAGAGAUCCCAGUCGCCAAACUCAUCAGAAGAAAUCAUCCGAAAUGUGACAUUUUCACAUCUACCCUCAAAAACGUGUGAGACGUGAAUACCGCAGUCGUUUGCAUUUAUUCAUCAAGGUGUUUUCACCGUUACAAAAAUCAUAUCUGACUAACACGGACUUUCUGCGUUUAACCGAUGGCAUUCUUCCCUGUGCUGGUCUUCCUCCUCCCUAUCUUGGACUUGGGUUUUGCUCAGGACAAAGAGCCCAAGGUACCCUGGGGCUGUGGAUUUGGCUUGACCCGCCCCUACACCCUGCUGUGUGACCUGGAGGCUGUGUGGGGUGUGGUGGUGGAGGGCUUUGCAGCUGCUGGCAUCCUGACUGCCCUUCUUCUAGCUCUGGUGCUGCUGUGUCGCCUUCGUUCAGUGACUGAGGCUGAGAAGCGAAGUGGUGUGGGCCCUAUCCUCCUGCUGCUCCUCGGAAUCGUGGGUCUUUUUGGUCUGAGUUUUGCCUACCUGAUUGAGCGCAACCAAAGCCUAUGUGUGGUUCACCGCGCCCUCUGGGGGGUGCUGUUCUCUCUAUGCUUCUCCUGCAUGCUGGUGCAGGGUGUGCGUCUGCGGCGGCUAGGGCGGGAGCGUCGUAGCCCGUGCGGAUGUGCCCUCACUGGGCUCGCACUGGGGCUGGCGGCAGUCCAGGGUAUCGUGGCAGCUGAGUGGUUGCUCUUAACAGUGCUACGUCAUGGUCAGCAGGCCUGCCAGUACGAGCCACUGGACUUUGCCUUGGCUUGCUCCUAUGUGUUGGUGCUCUUGAUCGCUGCCCUGGUGGCAGCAGUGUUGGCAGUGUGUAGCAAAGCCCAGCCAUGGCGCUGUAACGCUGUGUGGCUGCUGGUCUCCUGUCUGCUGUCUGUUCUGCUGUGGGCCACGUGGAUUGGCUUCUAUGUCUAUGGUAACAAGGCUCUGGAAAAAGCUCCAGAAUGGGACGACCCUGUGCUGGCUGUGGCAUUGGUGGCACAGGGUUGGUUGUUGCUGCUCUGUCACGCUGCACCUGAGGCCCAUGUCUGUCUACGACCUCCAGCUCAGCCCUCUGCACCAGACUACUUUGACACAUCACAAAACUCAACGCGCAUGAGGGAGACCAGCUUCGAUGAAGACAUCCCACUCUCACACAGGCAGUUUGUUGAGAAUCAGGGAUAUGGAUUUGAUGAAAAUACUGCAGGGCUGAGGAGUGGAGGCCAACAUAAUGGUAACACAGGAACCAGACCUAGUGCCCCUUUCCGCAGUAAUGUCUAUCAGCCAACUGAGAUGACCAUGAUACUGAAUGGUGGAGCGGUCCCAUCCGCACCCCCAACAUACACUGGAAGGCAAUUGUGGUAAAGGGAGACUGAGGAAGACAACGAGGGGACUGAAAUGAGGAUGAAGGACAAGAGAUCCUGAUGUGAAGGCUCUGAUGGGACUAAUGAUUCUACCUUUUGUGGCAAUGAUCCCAAGCACUGCAGUGUGACUGAAACGAGUGAGGACUCUUGACAUGUCUGUAUGUGUGAGUGUCUGACCUUGUGAGUUGCUGUAAUCGAAAGAGGUGCAUUGCAAAAAAA